GUUCUUCAUCCCUUCUCUCAGGACAGUGUCUUCUUUCUACUUCAAACUUUUCAAUUCUAUUCUUCAAGAGCUGUGCUCUAUUUCCAUUCAUUCUCAGCUUCUCUGUCAUUCCUUGAUACCCCAAUUUUUACACCGUUUUCGCUUCACGACAGUCAUUCCAAAAUGAAGUCCUCCAUGAUCCUUCUCAUUGCUACCGGCCUGGUGUCGGGUCUGAGCAUCCCCAAGCAGCUGGAUACCCGCCAGGCCGUCGCCCAGGCCCCGGCCGCCGCUCCCGCAGCCGCUGUUCCUGUUGCGGCACCUGCUGCUGCUCCCGCCGCUCCCGCUGCUGAGGCUCCCGCCGCUGCACCCCCGGCUGCUGCACCUGCGGACGCCGCCGCCGAGGAAGCGAAGAAGAAGGCUGAAGAGGAAGCUGCCAAGAAGGCGGCCGAAGACGCUGCCAAGGCUGGUGAGGGCGCCGCCGCUGCUCCUCCGGCUGAGGCUGCCCCCCCUGCCGCCGCCCCUCCUGCUGAAGAGGACGCUGCGAAGAAGGCACAGGAGGAUGCGGCCAAGCAGGCCGAGGACAAGCAGAAGGAGGCCGCUAAGGAAGCUGCUAAGCAGGCUGAGAAGGCGAUGGGCGAUUACCAGAAGGGCAACAACAACAACGACAACAAGGGCGAUAAUAACAAGGGCAACAAUAACAACAACAACAAUGGCAACAACCGCAACAACAACAAGAACAACAACAACAAUAACAACAACAACAACAACAAUGCCUUGUUGCUCCAGAACAUCCAGCUCCUCCUCGCCGCCAUGAACCUGCAAAACGUCGUCAACGUCCAGGCCCUCGCCCAGCUCCAGGCACAGCAGCAGCUUGUGAUGCUCGCCCAGCUUCAGCAGCUCGCUCAGCUCAACGCCGUCGGCCUCGUCAACCAGGUCCAGGUCGUCGCUCUCAUGCAGCAGGGUCUCGUCCUCGGUGGCGUCCAGCUCGGCGGCGUCCAGGUUGUCAAGAUCCAGUGAACAAUUCGUUCCAGAAGUUCUGGGGGAGGGAACAUAUGAUCUACAGGUCGAUGUAACUGCAAAAAUGUAAUUGAUACAAUUUCACCGGGCAAGGAGCAUUCAUCAACCAGUGUUGAGCACCGGGGACGCCACUGUGUUUGUUUAGAUGUCUCAUGCGUUGCGGAGUUGUAAGGGAACCCGUGCCGCGUGACCGAUUU
Messenger RNA from Colletotrichum acutatum, 1193 nucleotides. RefSeq lists its product as uncharacterized. The coding region runs from base 163 to 996 and encodes 277 amino acids. The transcript has 3 exons. Lineage: Eukaryota; Fungi; Ascomycota; Sordariomycetes; Glomerellales; Glomerellaceae. The record is from RefSeq and is a predicted model, not a curated record.